Molecule: messenger RNA, 1959 nt
Organism: Spinacia oleracea (spinach)
Lineage: Eukaryota; Viridiplantae; Streptophyta; Magnoliopsida; Caryophyllales; Amaranthaceae
Exons: 4
Coding region: 1-1959 (652 amino acids)
Molecular function (GO): RNA-DNA hybrid ribonuclease activity; nucleic acid binding
Source: RefSeq, a predicted model, not a curated record
AUGAGUUGUCUAUGCAGUGUCAAGUAUGCUUUCAAGUUAAAUGGAAAGGUAGGAGGUUCGGCGACUCCAACUUGCGGCUUGAGGCAAGGCGACCCUAUAUCGCCGUACAUGUUCCUUUUAUGUGCUGAGGCAUUCUCUUCUCUACUGUCCAAAGCUGCACUAGACGGUUGUAUACAUGGUGCAAAAGUGUGCAAAGGGGCUCCACGUGUAUCUCACCUCUUCUUUGCCGACGAUAGUAUAUUAUUUGCAAGGGCGAUACUUCAGGAAUGUUCUGUAAUAGCUAAUGUGAUUAGCUUGUAUGAAAGAGCAUCAGGGCAAAAAAUAAAUUUCAAUAAAGCUGAAGUCACCUUUAGCAAAAAUGUGGAAUCAACGAGAAGAAAUGAAAUUCUGAAUAUGCUUGGGGUUCGAGAAGUGGCACGACAUGAGAAGUACCUAGGCCUACCAACAAUAAUUGGCCGGUCCAAGAGAGCGGUCUUUGCGGUUUUAAAGGAACGAAUUUGGAAAAAACUUCAAGGUUGGAAGGAAAAGCUUCUAGCCCGUCCAGAUUCUGGUGGGGGGCCGACAACACCAGGCGCAAAGUCCACUGGGUUAGCUGGGAAAAGCUUUGCUUCCCAAAUGUAUGGGCGGUAUGGGGUUCAGAGACUUGAAAGUGUUCAAUCAAGCCUUAUUAGCCAAACAAGGGGGCAUGACCCAAGCUUUGUUUGGAGAUCCAUUUGGGGGGCAAAAUCCCUUCUCCUUGACGGUUUAAAGUGGAGAGACUUGUUGGAUGCCCAGACCGGAGAAUGGGAUGUAGAGGCGAUUACAAAUCACCUAACCGUAGAAGAUGCUGCAUUAGUGAGGGAAAUACCUCUGAGUGUGAGGAUGACUGCUGAUGUUUUGUACUGGUGGCCUGCAAAGGAUGGAGUAUACUCCACAAAAACGGGAUAUUGGCUCGGUAGGUUGGGGCACAUUCGAGAUUGGAUGCUGCGUUUUAGUGGGUCGUGCAAUGAAGUGUGGAAGACAAUUUGGAGUCUAGGAGGACCCCCAAAACUCUGUCACUUUCUAUGGAGAGCCUGUACUAAAUCUCUAGCUACGCAAGGGCGACUUAAAGACAGACAUGUAGCAAGUGACGGGUCAUGUAGCUUGUCCGGUGCGGAUGAGGAAUCUAUAGUGCACACACUGGUUGAGUGCCCGGAAGUUCAGAUGGUGUGGCAUAAUUCACCCUUCCAACUGGUCUUGCAGGAAGCCCCAAAGACAUCCUUUAUGUCCUUGUUCGAAUGGUUAAUGGGCAAGCUCUCAAAGCAGGAGCUGCUGUCCUGUGCCACCAUAGCAUGGGCUGCGUGGACAUUCCGCAAUUCCGUCGUCUUUAAUGAACUGUGGAGUGAUCUCGAAAGAGGGGUGGUUGGCUUUGUCAGACUAGUAGAGGACUACAAAGAGUACGCUGUUGCGGUCUUCAACAGACCAACACAACUUCAUGGUGUACAGUCGAGAGCAAGCUGGUGUAUCCCUGCACAUGGGAAUGUGAAGGUAAAUGUUGAUGCAGCAACUUUUGGAGGAGGUGGAUUUGGGUUAGGUGCUGUAGUACGGUCGAGCACAUGUGAAAUACUGGAUGUAGGGGUCAAAAGGUACGGUUCAGCGUGGGAUGCAGGACUUGGUGAGGCAAUGGCAGCCCGUUUUGGGCUUUUUGUGGCAGCAAGAUUGGGAUACAUGGAGAUUGAGUUAGAAAGUGAUGCUCUACAGGUUGUGAAAGCAUUGAACAAGCAGAAGGUGGGAAGCACUCCAAAAGAUCUGAUGUUGGAGGAUACUCUGAGUAUUAGCUUACAAUUUAACUCCUUUUGUUGUAGUCACGUUCGUAGGGCCGGGAAUGCCGUGGCUCAUCUAGCGGCUAGAAUACUCCCUUCUAACGGAGUGGAGCAAAUUUUUGUAGACUCUUUUCCGCAAGGUCUCAUAACCUUGGCGGAGCUCGAUUUAAUUCCUUAA